Molecule: messenger RNA, 1032 nt
Organism: Priapulus caudatus
Lineage: Eukaryota; Metazoa; Priapulida; Priapulimorpha; Priapulimorphida; Priapulidae
Product: general transcription factor II-I repeat domain-containing protein 2-like
Exons: 3
Coding region: 1-1032 (343 amino acids)
Source: RefSeq, a predicted model, not a curated record
AUGGCAGAGGCCGUUAUGUCUAUCGAUGAGGCCACGCUGGCGGAUAUCAUGGUCAGCUUCAAUCUCGUCACCAUGCUCGACAUAAACCCCGAGGACUACCUGGGUUUCGGAAUGAGGAAUUCCGAAAUCUACAGAAAGAUGUUCUUGGAGAAGACCAGCAGGUUAAACCCGGUGGAGAGGACCAUGGUGGUAGUGUUGGCCACCGCUGUGAAGAACCGCCGACGCAUCCUCUCCGCUCUGGGGAAAUUUGCCUCGCGACCCUGGCACGACCCGGACAGAAACUACUUCAGGAACUCCACCUUCGUAAAACUUGUGAACUUUAUACGAGCAAGGGGACUUCAGCACCGUCAGUUUAUUGCGUUCCUGGAGGAAACUGAUGCGGAUCAUCAGGACUUGCUGUACCACUCUCGUGUCCGCUGGUUAAGUUUGGGGAAAGUGUUACAACGAGUGUGGGAGCUGAAAGAUGACAUCAUCGCAUUUUUGGAGUUGAUGGGGAAAUCUGACGAAUUCCCUGAGCUAAGCGACAAGAACUGGCUUAGUGACUUUGCGUUUGCUGUGGACAUAUUGUCACACAUGAAUGAGCUGAAUGUGAAACUGCAGGGGAAAGAUCUGUUUGUUCACGACAUGUACACACAUGUGAAAGCCUUCAUAUCCAAGCUCACUUUGUUCUCCAGACAAAUUGCGAACAAAUCUUUCGCUCAUUUCCCCACACUUGCCAUGCAGGAAGAGGCACCGCGAAACGCAAAAAAAUACAGCAAAUCACUUGAGGACCUGCAUGGAGAAUUCUGCCGUAGGUUCUCUGAUUUCGAAAAAAUUGAACAGUCACUUCAGCUGGUGUCCUGUCCCCUGUCACAAGACCCUGAAACAGCACCAGAGGAGCUGCAGUUGGAACUGAUAGAUCUUCAGUCUGACUCCGUCCUAAAGGAGAAGUUCAACUCUGUUAAACUGAAUGACUUUUAUGCUUCACUUAACAGAGCCACGUUUCCAAACCUCCGGAGGACUGCACAGAAGAUGCUGACUUUAUUCAAGUGA